GUCCUUCCGCCUCCAAAAACAUGGCUGCUCCCAUUGCUCUCAGGCGAGAAUUAUUUUCUCUGUCACGGAUACUCACUGGAAUUUCACAUCUGGGACCGAAACCCUGUUUAAGCCAUACGAAAUAUAAUGUAACCAGGUGCCAUCUGCCCCUGAAAGCCAGCACUUCCUACUUCCACACAGCAACGGUGUUCAAAUCAACACCUUCGUUGAUCACCGUCACAGAAGAGCCGGACACACUGUUUCAGAAGGUGUCCAUUCUGGUCAAAUGUCACGACAGAGCCGUCUUGGACAGCUAUGAGUUAUUUGCUACCAUGGCAGCUAACGAGCUGGGCAUCACCAUCAGCAAAGUUUAUGAACCUCCCAAGGCAAUAGACAGACUCACACUGCUGAAGUCGAUACACAUCUUCAAAAAACACAGGGUCCAGUAUGAGAUGAGGACACACUAUCGCUGCAUUGAGUUGUCUCACUUAACAGGUUGCACAGCACAGGCAUACCUUGAAUAUGUCCAGAGGAACCUCCCUGAAGGUGUAGCCAUGGAAGUGACAAAGACUGCCAUGGAGAAGUGUCCAGAUCACAUCCUUGAACCCAUGUGGAAGGAUCACCCCAUUGACAACAAGCCCAGCCAGUGAAUGAAUGUGGUGUGUUGUAGAUGCUAACAGGAGGUCUUUUUUCAGACAUUUUGGGAAGACAUAAAAAAAAAGAGCAAUAUAAUUACACUUGUGUCACAACCUCCCAAAUUUCUCACCAUAGUAGACACAAUGCAACAGAGUCCAGUGUCACCAUGUGUCAUUUAUUUACUCGUGUAAAAGUUGUGUUUUUGUCUUUUGUCUGUGGUGAAACGAGUCAACGUGUAAUCAACUGUAUGUUUUUUUCCUAAUAAAUGCAUUCAACUUAA
This is a messenger RNA of Solea senegalensis (Senegalese sole), 895 nucleotides long. It is a transcript of the gene mrps10, whose product is annotated as mitochondrial ribosomal protein S10. The coding region runs from base 21 to 629 and encodes 202 amino acids. The transcript has 7 exons. NCBI's taxonomy places the organism in Eukaryota, Metazoa, Chordata, Actinopteri, Pleuronectiformes, Soleidae. The record is from RefSeq and is a predicted model, not a curated record. Gene Ontology annotation, molecular function: structural constituent of ribosome. Gene Ontology annotation, biological process: translation. Gene Ontology annotation, cellular component: mitochondrion; mitochondrial small ribosomal subunit; ribosome.